GCCCGGGCUCAAUGGAAAGCGGAGCGACGGCAUUGUUCGGAAGGCUCCUCGCCUAUUGACGGGAGCAGCCGUGUACACGGGCUUCUCAUUCCUUCAUUGUUUGCUUAUGGAAAGUAAGGGGGAGUGACAAGAGGGGGAGUUAAAAAAAAAAGAGGGAGGAAAGGAGCGGGGAAAAAAAGAGGGAGGCUCCGGCCGGCCCGUGCUAUUAGCCCGGCUGGGAGAGCGCCUGCCGCUGGCAUGUGACACGGCUGAGGCGGGCGGCACGGAACGCGGACCGCAGGGAUGAGGCUCCGGCAGCUGCUGUGCGUCGUGUUCCUGCUCCUGGCCAGCCUGCUGCCCGCCGCCGCGCAGAGACCGGCCAACCUGGCCCUGCGCAGGAAGCUGCACCGACACAGCUGCUCGCACCGCCGCUGCAUGCCGCUCCACUCCCGCGUGCCCUUUCCCUGAACGCCCGGCAAAGCAAUUUCAUAAUGGGCUUUUCAGUGUCUUAAAGGAGGAAGCUGCAACAACUGCACUGAUAGAGAAGCUCAUUCUAAGUACAGUUUGCCGACAGCUGACCUGGUGGAGCCACAACAAUUCUGUUUUGAGGCAAUCCAUCUAAAAUGAACACUUUCAGCAGUCUGGUGUAUCACAUUCUGCAUGACCUGGAACAAAGGCCCAUGACUCAUAUCCUAGAAGCGGGGGGAAAGGAGAAAUGGGGGAGGUGGGGGGAGGAUGUACAUGAAACUUUACUGGUUGAAAUGCACAUCAUUUGAAUCUCACAGUGAUCAGUGAAAAUUAAAGACCAAGUCAAACAUCAGAUACCCGAAAUGGAUUUUCAGUGGCAUGAAGAAGGAUUUGUCCAAAGGGACCCUUAAUGGUCUGUACUAUUUAGAUGAAGAAAUUGGAUGUGCUGUUGAUCGUAUUCAACUCAGGCUAUGCAUGUAAAGCAAUAUUUAGUGUGAAAUGAUGUCAGACUUAUACACAGAACUGCUUAAGUCUAUUUUUAGUUAGUACAUUCAUAUAUUAAUGAUACGUAUGUUUUAACACCUAACGUUUCAUCUUUAUGAAUUUAUCUUUGUAGCAUUGCAGAAUGUGUUACUGUAAAUAGCACCAAAGUCAGCACCAUGCCAGUACUCCUAGCUUUCACUAAGCAUUCCCACAGUGAAGAAAUUAUGAUAUAAGAAAGUAAAGGGAGCAUUAUCUCUCAUUCUCUAGGCAGAGAAUUAAGGCACACAGAGAUAAGAGAUAAGCCAAGGGUCAUGCAAAACCUACUGCAAAACUGAUAACUCAAGUCUCCCAAGUCAGGCCUUAAGGUCAAGCCCAUCCUGCUGUUUAAUGAGCUGUUAUUGCAAAGCCUAUCAUUUGUUCCCUUAAACUGGGCUGUCAAACCAGGCAGCUAAAACAUUUUUGAAAACUCAGUAAUAUAGAUCUACUUGUUCAGUAGUUUUCCUAAAAUACUCACGACAGCAUUAUAAAUAGAGCAUAAAAAUAGGCCAUUGAAAAGAAACCUUUGUCUGAUCACCACCGGUGCUCUGUAGUACACUGUUCCUGUGGUUAAAAUGAAUGGAAUACUGGGAACGUGGCACUACAAUGAAUAGGAACGUAAAAGAGAAAAACAAGCCGUUCUCCUCUGCACCAGAGGUCAAGAAUAAACUUAGCUUUUAUUUCACUUUUUAAAAAUAAGCUUUUUACAGCUUUUUAUAUUGGCAGAAAUUACCAAUUACAUAUAAAGCAAAACAUGGCAGCCCUUUCAUUAAGAGGAAAUGAAACAACCCAGAAAUUUAGUUGUAUCCAGAUUGGCACCACGCUGGUUUUAAAUAUCAAAAGUUUCAUAAAAAGGAAAUAGUUAUAAGGAUGAGCAAAGACUAACAGUGUAAUUAUCUAAAUUCACUAUUGGAAUUCUGUUUCAUAAAGCAUAGUUACUAAUAAGUGAAAUAUCAACAAUCAUUAAGACUGGAUAGUUGAAUCUUCCUAAUCAGUGUCCAGUUGUAACCCCUUAUCUCUUAAGGAUUUGAAACCCUAGUCAGAAUUGCAUUGGAAAAAUACAACAAGAGUUUCAAAUUUCUCCAUAUAGAAAACAUACAGGAAAGUUUAACAUCAACUUAUGCUGGGUUUUUGAAAAAAUGGACAGUGCAUCAAAAAGUCAAACUUGUCUAUACCAACAAACAGCCACCAAGGUAAAUCUUUGGAGUUAGUUUUCAAAAUUAGAAGCAUGCUGCCAUUAGUUUUUUUUUUUUUAAUUUAAACUUAGCCUUCUUAUAUGUCUAAAGCAGAGAUUAUGGAAAGCAAGACAUCUUAAAAGUAACUAUUUAAUGGUUAUCUUAAUAAUGAGUGUAUAGAUUUAAUACCAGAGUCCUAUAUAUGCAUGUUCCUUUAUGAAUAUAAAAAGAAAUACAACACCCAAAGUGUCCUAGGAAGCCUGUUGUCAGUCUCUACAAAACUAUUUAAAAUAUCUGUGGGGUUUUUUUGGCAUGUUGGUAACAAAAUUUUCUUUGAGAAGGACAUUGAUGGCAAUAUAUGAUAGAUAUGUUUAUAUGCUAGCUGAUUGUAUAUUUUGUAAAAAGUAUGCACUUCAAAUAGCAAUGCUUCAUUUUAAGUAAUCCUUGUACACUGCUCGACAUUGCUAUUCUUCAGAUGUCAGAGGUGAUGCACCUAAAGAAAAUAGAGGUUUUUUCUACUUCUACUGUAAAUUGACAUGGGAUCCAUGUGUAAAACCUUUUCUUUCUGGAUUUCUUACAAAUAAAUGCUAAAUUCUGGUAAAAGUCAUAAG
Molecule: messenger RNA, 2752 nt
Organism: Phasianus colchicus (ring-necked pheasant)
Lineage: Eukaryota; Metazoa; Chordata; Aves; Galliformes; Phasianidae
Gene: APELA
Product: apelin receptor early endogenous ligand
Biological process (GO): apelin receptor signaling pathway; heart development
Molecular function (GO): apelin receptor binding
Source: RefSeq, a predicted model, not a curated record